Molecule: messenger RNA, 579 nt
Organism: Paramecium sonneborni
Lineage: Eukaryota; Ciliophora; Oligohymenophorea; Peniculida; Parameciidae
Source: the annotation of a GenBank genome assembly
AUGAUAAGUCUAAAUAAUUAAAUUUAAAGAAUGAUACAGCCUUCAACAACAAAGAUGCGUUUUAGCUUUUAAAAAUAUUAGGGACCUCUUUAAUUCAUUUGGAAAGUUUUUUAAGAAGCAAUCGAAUUUUUCGAUAAAGUUAUUUAAUUUAAUCUAUUAAAUGAUUCAACUUAUAACAAUAACUGUAUUGAUUAUUGUAAUCUUUAUAUUAUAAGAUUAACAUUAUUACAAUUUAAUGGAUUUUUCAUUUUAGUUGAACUCAAGAAUUAUUCUGAAGCUUUCCAAUUUAUCGAAAAAUCAAUCCAAUUGAAUUCAAAAAAUUAUAUAGAAUUCAAAAACAAAGAUUAGUUUAAAUAAUAACUAAUCUCAAUAGGGUCCCUAUUAAUAAUGUAUAUAAAAAUACGAAGAAACUUUCAAAUUAUAUAAAACCAUCAUAUUAAAUCUAAAGAGCAUAAGAGCAUUAUCAAUAAUAGGUAUUUUUUCUCAAUGCCUAUAUUUUUCCUUAACCUUCCUCAACAGGAUUAUUGGAUAAAUUGGCUAAUUAAUGAGAACUUACUGAUGAAGAGGGCUUAUAUUUGA